This is a messenger RNA of Tuber aestivum (summer truffle), 1389 nucleotides long. The record is from the annotation of a GenBank genome assembly. Lineage: Eukaryota; Fungi; Ascomycota; Pezizomycetes; Pezizales; Tuberaceae.
ACAACCCACCACGACCUCUUCACACUGUUUUUGAUUGCAUCACAACCCAAGUACCAGCACUUCCUUCCAUAUCAACCACCGGCCAUAAGAAACAAUGGCUGACAAGCUGGCCCACGAAGCGGAACUCCCCCCAACCGCUUCCUCCUCCAAAAAACCGGAGUCUAAUCAAUCAGUCGACAUUGGCUACUAUCUCAAUGAAGGACUAGAAGGGACUGAGCGGCAGCAAUAUCAUGAUGUCCCCUCUUUCGCACGGGCUAUUAAGUCGCAGGCAGACCACUUACGUGCGGGUAACCUGAUUGUGGGACAGUACGCGGUAUUUUCCUCUGUGACGUCGGAGGAGCUUACGAAGCUCGAGCAAAACCGUGACACAAACCGCAAAUCACUUCGGUUCCUAUACCUGAACGACGUAGAGACCUUGAUUGUCAAAAUCACGCCAAGCAAACCCUACGAAUUAUCGACUAGCGAUCUUGUACAGAUGGUACACGAGAAGGCCAUAGCAAUGGGCCUUGUGAGGCAGCUUCUUGAUCUGCGUGGUGCAACAUUUCAAGGCGUGCGGUCUAAGAAGGAAGGAGAUUCAGCACUCAUACCUAGGACUCUGUCUCUCGCAACCGACUGGCCAACUGUGAUCUUCGAAUGCGGGCUUUCCGAAUCCCUUAAACGCUUGAGGGCUGAUGCAAGCUGGUGGUUGGAAAACUCUCGCGGAGCGGUGAAAAUUGUACUUCUUAUUUGUGUCUCCCCACAACAGCGGAAGAUACACCUAGAGCAGUGGGAAACUCGCAAUAUACUAAAUCCACAACCGAGUCGCACCGAUAAUAGUCCGCUGGUGACGAGACGGAGAAAGGUUCACGAGAUCGAUAUCACCGCCCCUAUUGUGACCGGAUCAGCUCUUUCCCCUCCGGUUGUUGAUGGGGCUCCGUUGACCCUCGAUUUCGAAAAGGUCAUGCUUCGCCAGCCUGGGAAUGGCGAGGGGAACGUUGUUUUGACUGCUCAGGAUCUCGCAGAUUAUGCCACUAUUGUCUGGCGAUCUGCACAAUAAGAGGGGGCUUUGAUUUGAGUAGAGUAAGUCUGGCUCCCAUAACCAUAAAACAAAAUUCGAGCAGGGGCUUAUUGUGCUAGCUAGUUACGGGGAGGGGGACAAUUGGAUAGCUCUUACGGAUAACUGAUAUCCUGGACGAAGAGAUGGGACCGUGCUGUUUGGUUUCUAGGAGCAAAAUGGGGAGAAAAAGGGGAGUUCGAAAAACAUGAUGUUUGCUUUUCUUCUUCUCUUUCCUGUGUUGCAUUGCCAGCAUAGUUUUAAAAGCUCAUGGUUAGCUAAGAAAAAAAAAGGCAUUUGAUAAUUAGCAGCUACUCGUAGGCUUCAGUACUUGUAACAUUUUUUUUUUUACCAUA